Molecule: messenger RNA, 1932 nt
Organism: Puma concolor (puma)
Lineage: Eukaryota; Metazoa; Chordata; Mammalia; Carnivora; Felidae
Gene: TMEM62
Product: transmembrane protein 62
Molecular function (GO): hydrolase activity
Source: RefSeq, a predicted model, not a curated record
AUGGCCGCAAUGCUGGCCAUGAAGGUGGUCACGGGGCUGGCGGCAGCGGCACUGGCGGCAGUGCUCUUGGAGCACUAUGGCCUGGCUGGUCAGCCCUCGCCGCUGCCCCAGCCCCGCGCCCCCCGGAGCCCGCACCCCGCUCCGGGCCCCGGAGCCAGCAACAUCUUCUGGGGUCUGCAGAUAUCCGACAUUCACCUGAGCAGGUUUCGCGAUCCAGGCAGAGCUGUAGACUUAGAGAAGUUCUGUUCAGAAACUAUUGGCAUCAUUCAACCAGCUCUCGUCCUGGCAACAGGAGAUCUCACUGAUGCCAAAACAAAGGAACAGUUUGGAUCCAGGCAGCAUGAGGUAGAAUGGCAAACUUACCAUGGUAUUCUGAAGAAGACAAGGGUCUUGGAAAAAACCAAGUGGCUUGAUAUCAAAGGAAAUCAUGAUGUAUUCAACAUUGCAAGUCUGGAGAGUGUCGAGAAUUAUUACAGGAAAUAUUCUGCCGUACGUAGGGAUGGCUCUUUCCAUUAUGUCCACAGUACUCCCUUUGGCAACUAUUCUUUCAUCUCUUUGGAUGCCACCCAAAAUCCAGGGCCCAAGAGACCCUAUAAUUUCUUUGGAAUUUUAGAUGAGAAACGGAUGGAGGAACUUCUAUUACUCGUUAAGGAAAGUAGUCGGAGCAACCACAGUAUUUGGUUCGGACACUAUACAACAUCCACUAUCCUUUCUCCAUCACCAGGAAUUCGGUCAAUAAUGAGUUCAGCUACAGCGUAUUUGUGUGGGCACCUCCAUACACUAGGCGGACUGAUGCCUGUUUUGCACACUCGUCACCUCCAGGGCACUUUGGAACUUGAGGUGGGAGACUGGAAGGAUAACAGAAGGUACCGGAUCUUUGCCUUUGAUCAUGACCUCUUUAGCUUUGCAGAUUUGAUCUUUGGCGACUGGCCUGUGGUUCUUAUCACUAAUCCUAAGUCACUCCUAUAUAGUUGUGCUACACAUGAACCACUAGAAAGACUCCUUCAUUCAACACACAUCAGAGUCUUGGCCUUUUCCUUAUCCUCCAUUACUUCUGUCACAGUUAAGAUUGAUGGAAUUCAUUUAGGGCAAGCUAUUCAUUUGUCUGGUCCUAUUUUCAUACUGAAGUGGAACCCAAGAAACUACAGUAAUGGGACACAUAACAUAGAAGUAAUUGUCCAGGAUUCUGCUGGGAGAAGUAAGAGUGUUCACCAUAUAUUUUCUCUUCAAGAGGAUAUUCAUCUCAGAUUUGAUCCCCUGGCAUCAUUUAUUCUCCUUACUGACCAUGGCAUCGUGGCCCGGGUCCUUUUUGUGAUGAUUGUGUUGGUCCAGCUCACCAUUCUCAUUACUUUUAGGUGUCAAGGAUAUCCAGAGCAUAAAGGGUCUCCAGGAUUUAUAAAUUUGGCCUCAUUUUCCCUCCACGUCUUGAGCAAACUAAACAUCUUCUACUAUUCUGUGUUGUUGCUAACCCUAUAUACAGCACUGGGACCAUGGUUUAUUGGUGAAAUCAUUGAAGGCAAGUUGGGUUGCUGCUUUUCCUUUGGGAUCUUUGUUGAUGGACAUUUCCUACAAGGCAGCCUAACAUUUAUAGUUGGAAUUCUGCAGCUGGCAUUUUUUAACAUCCCCUUGAUGGUUUACCUGUGUUGGAGCUUGUUGCAGCGGUGCUUUGGUCACAACUUUCGGUCCCAUCUCCGUCAAGGCAAAUACUUGAAGGUUAUACCUAUUCAUCUACUUAUGUUACUGCUGUACAUCUGGCAGAUCUAUUCCUGCUAUUUUCUUCAUAUGACAUAUGGCACUCUAGCUUUUUUCUUCUCCCCUUUGCGGACCUGGUUGACACUGUUAACACCUGUUAUCAUUCGUUGUGUGUGGACACUGAACUCUACCAAGCUUGGAACCUUCAUAGCACAGUUAAAAAGCCACUUAAGCUCCUAA